Physella acuta is the source of this 1042-nucleotide messenger RNA. RefSeq names its product leucine-rich repeat-containing protein 46-like. The record is from RefSeq and is a predicted model, not a curated record. Lineage: Eukaryota; Metazoa; Mollusca; Gastropoda; Physidae. Gene Ontology annotation, molecular function: protein binding.
AGAGAAGCGUCAAAAUGGCAGAUUUAGAAAAGGGUUUGGAAGAAGAAUGUAAUGAAAACAAGGAUGAAGAGAACUCUGAUGAGAAACCUGUUAAACCAGUGCAUUUAGAUCUUCAUCUUAUUGUGAAAAGGCAUUUACCUCUAGAAGCAUCUCAAUGGACUCAGAAUGAAAUGAUUCAGGAAUUAAAUAAAAUAAAGAGAUUACGACUUGAUCGUGAAAAUAUUGGUGGUAUUGAUGGUUUUGAGCUGCUGAGCACUGAUGUCACUCAUCUUUACCUCCAGUUCAACAAAAUUCAAAAGAUUGAGAAUUUGGAAUGUCUUCCAAAUUUACAAGUUUUAAUUUUGUCUCAUAAUCAAAUCAGUAAAUUGGAAGGAAUUUCACAUCUUCAGAAGUUGGUUUUCUUUGAUAUCUCUAACAAUUGUAUAGAAGAAUUAAAUCCAGAUGACAUUCCUAAGUCUAUUGUGAUACUGAAUCUAACAGACAAUCCCUGUGCAGCAAAUGUUUCUCAUAGGAAAAACCUCAUUCAGUGGUUGCCAAAACUAAAGCAUCUAGAUGGGUCAGAUAUUUCCAACAAAGACAGAAUCUCAGCAGGGACUCUUGAUCCAAAUGAUGUGGUAGAGGACAGCGAUGAAGAGGAGGAAAAUGACAAUGAUGAUGCUGAAGAUAAUGAAGACGAUGUAAGGCAUGAGGCUGGAGAUGAAAUAAUGGAUGCUAGUUCACAAAAUCAACCUAUUAUUGGAUACAAACAGCUUCCCAAAAUACUGCCAAAUAUUCACGAUGUGGCCACAGACAUGCUAAUGAGAUCCCAGAAGAGAUUAGAGAAGGAUACCAGCAUGCACAGAAAACACAUUCAAGAGAUGACGAACAUUCGCAUCAUGACAAAAAUCAAACCAAUCCCUCAUCUGUCCAAGCCACAUGACAUCUGAGCAAUUGUCUAGAAGUGGGUUGCUCUAAUGGCUGAAGUAUAUUUACCAACUUAGUAUUGAAUUACUGAAUUUUAUUUCUGGAUUAAUUUUGAUUCAUUCUAUCAUUUGUAUGCAUU